Durio zibethinus is the source of this 619-nucleotide messenger RNA. Lineage: Eukaryota; Viridiplantae; Streptophyta; Magnoliopsida; Malvales; Malvaceae. The record is from RefSeq and is a predicted model, not a curated record.
AUGGCGCUUUCCUAUGCGUUUCGAGAAAGAUUCGAACAAAUGGAACAUUCUAGAAACCAACGCCUAAUUCUCCUUCAGGCGGAGAAAGAGCUUCAAGCAAACAGAUCUCAGAUUUUGGAAUCGAAGCAGGCUCGUAUUCGAUCCAUGGAACAAAGAUGCUUGUUUCUUGAACAAAAGAUCGCUUCGCAAAACUUUAAAAUCUGUGCUUUCAAAUCUGAAAUUGAAAACCUCGAGGCCAAAUAUAAUUCCAGUUCUCGACAAUUGAAGGUUUUGAAAAGUGAGAUUGAGGAGCUUGAAGAGGUGGAAAAGGAGAAGGACAAGUUUUACAAAUGGAAAAGUUCAGAAAUCAACGAGUUUAGGGAAAAUGCGGAAAAGUUUUUUAUGGAAUCUCGAAUUCGAGUGCAAGAAUUGAGGAGCUAUGCAAAUGAGGUAAAUUUUUUAACUAUUGAGGUUUCUUGUUGAAGAUACAGUUACCUAACUUGAUUUCAUGGAAUUUGUCAAUUUUGACUGAUGUGUUCUUGCAGCUGAAGUCAACUUUCAUGGAACUUCAAGGCAACAACGGGUGUUUGAGAAAUCCUGAGAUAGCUGAGGCAGAGAUGAAAAGGGCUGAACUGUUGGC